This is a messenger RNA of Syngnathoides biaculeatus (alligator pipefish), 3748 nucleotides long. RefSeq lists its product as uncharacterized. The coding region runs from base 1 to 927 and encodes 308 amino acids. The transcript is spliced from 4 exons. The record is from RefSeq and is a predicted model, not a curated record. Lineage: Eukaryota; Metazoa; Chordata; Actinopteri; Syngnathiformes; Syngnathidae.
AUGGUUAUUUUUCAGGGCGUGAACCACCUCUUCAUAGUCAGCCUCCUCCCAACACAAACCUGCCCCCUUACAAAAACCCACCAGCACACAGCCAAUGCCCACACCCCUCCUCCUCUCACAGCUCACAAUCUCCCUUUUUCUCUCUGUCUGCUGUGGACCAGUCUUUCUCCUCAACCUCCUUCAAGUUCUACACUGCCUCCCUCAUAUCCUGACUUUAAGGGCUUCCAUCUGGACCUCGGCCCUUUACUUUUCAUUCUUUUGUCUGUGGGGAGUGGGGACCCUGUGAAAUACGACGUGUGCGGUUGGCGCUGCGAGGACAUCCGCUUGCCGUGCCAUCAUCAUUCAAGCAAGGGACCAGACUUGACCGCCAUGAAUGUUCAACUGCUGCUUCUUUUGGCCUUCUGUGCCUUCACACAUGCGAGCCCCACAAUCCUCCCUACAGGCCAUGACAUUCUAGCGACUGACUCCGUAGCUGAGGUCACCCUGGACACCACAGAAGCCAACAAAGAGCUUGACGUGGUCACUGGUCCUCUGACAACCCACCCAGUGACCAUUGAACAACAAGAUGUGAUGGAGGUCACGACCGAAGCGCCCUCUCCUCAGGUGACGCACAGCACUGAGGAGAAUGAAGUUGAAACCGAUAGCCCCGCUCCGGCUGCUCCGGAGGCCCCUGAACUCCUUAACACUGAGCCCCCUGUUGUGGAGAAUGUCCCCACGCAGGCUCCUGAAGAUGCUGAGGUCAUCCCUCAGUGGACGGAAGCUGUCAAGACUGACACGUUCAACGAGGUGGUUGUGGAAGAUGACACAGAUGAAGGUCUGAGCUCAGGCCAGGUUGUCGGCAUCGUGAUUGGCGCUCUUUUAGCAGUGGUCAUCGUCAUCUCUGUGGUGGUUGCUGUCGUUAAGAGGAUGGGAAAAUACACCCCUUGAAGAAUAAGACGAAGACGGCCAAGCAGCAGGAGCCGUCAAAGUUCUGGAAAAUCUGAACUACUGAACUGUGACGUUGUAUACAAUCAUUAAAACGAACCAACAAAAAAAUAAUUGUAACGCCAGAACCUAAUGAUUCUAAGCAGGACUCAGAACUGUUGCCCAAAGAAAAAGAUGUGAGGGUAGUCUGUGUGCACAGCAUGUAUGAUUUGUACUGUAUAUAAGACAGAGACAUCCCGCUGAUUUUACCUCCAUGACGCCAACGCCAAUGGAGGGAUUGAUAUUAACACAAUGAGCAAAGGAAUUUCACAAUAAGAUGUGAACUGGCAUCAGCGCUCUAGUGAUGUACUGUAGUGAUUAGAUUAGUUUACAUGGGUGUGUGUGUGUGUGUGUGUUUUCUUAAUUUUUAUUCUGGGAUGGGGAAACUUCCAUUGCCAGUUUGUGAGCUAGGCUAUGUCCUGGUCCAAGAAAACUGACAUUAAGAUUAUAGAAAUAAAUAAAAAGGAGCCUACCAAUUUGCAUUCCGGGGUAGUGUGAAUGCUUAAAUUGUAGUUUACAAUGCGGAAAGAUAAACACAUUUCUUUAACGACAGUGGAAAACAUUAUGGAGUGCCAUACUUGUGUUUGUAUGUUAGUUAGCAGGCUACUUCCUGGUUCAAGAAGAUUGACAAGAGUUGGGAUUAACCAAAGCAGACUCUAAAAAAAUACUAUGCAUUCAAGUGUGAGGAAAAUGCUUUCGUCAGGAUUCACACGGCAAAAAGAGACAGUAAUGUCUUUAACAAAAGCUAAAAACAAUAUAGUGUGCCAUAUUUGUUUGUUUUUUAGUCAUCAUUCUACGUACUUCUUGGUUCAAAAAUUACGCAAGAUUUAAGGGAAGCUAAAAUGGACGCUACCAAUUUUAUGAUAAGGGGAAGUAUCAAUCAUGACUCAAAUGGCAAGCACAGAAAAUAUCAUGGAAUUUGUGUGUCUGCUCAUUGGCUAGAGACUUCUCCCCGGUUGUAAAAGAAUGACGUAAGACUUUAGGAAUUGACAUAAAGGACCCUACCAAUUUACGUAUUCAUGCUAGUAAAAUGCUUCUAAUGUGAUUUAGAGGGCAGAAAGGCAAAUCCAUUUCCUUCACAAAAGUGAAAACCAUGUGAUGUCAAAUUUGUGUUGAUUCCUUAGUUAUUAGCAGUCCACAUCCUGGUUUAAGAAGGCUCAGAGAAGACUUUAGGUUAACCCAAAACAAUCUGUUACAAGGAAGAAGUCGAUAUUGACUCAAAUGGCAAAAGGAGAAAUGAUAUAGAGUGUUGAAUUUGUGUGUGCAUGUGUGUGUGUGUGUGUCGUUCUGUUUGUGAGCUUGCAGGCCACUUCCCUGUAGGAGAGGACUUUAGAUAGAGAGAAGAAGGGCUCAAGCGUGAUACAACUCUAUCCAUUCUAAAGCGAUGGGAACUUUGCUUUCGUGAUUCAAAUGCAAAAAAAAGUAGCAAAUACAUGAAUGAAAACAGGCACCACGGUUGUCGGAAAUGUUUAGGUCGUUGGCAUCACAGUUCUGAGGAUGGGGGUUUAAAUCCCGACCCCGCCUGUGUGGAGUUUGCAUGUUCUCCCCGUGCCUGCUCGGGUUUUCUCCAGGCCCUCCGGUUUCCGACAUCCCAAAAACAUGCAUUCAUUGGAGACUCUAAAUUGCCCCUAGAUAUGAUUGGGAGUGCGAAUGGUUGUUUGUUCCUAUGUGCCCUAUGAUUGGCAGGCAACCAGUUCAGGGUGCACCCUGCCUCCUGCCCGAAGAUAGCUGGUAUAUUGAUUGCUAAGCAAAAUGGAAGACGAAUAAAUGAAUGAAUAAAUGAAAACAUUGUGGAAGUUUGUUUUCAAGAAGUCUACUUCUUGCUUCAAGGAGAAUAAAAUGGGCUAGAGCAAAAACGGGAAGUGUGUUGAUUUAUAUUCUAGGGAAUGUUUGCUCUCGUGUCUCAAAAAGCAAAAUGAAUAAAAGAAAACAUCUGUAACCAAGCAACCAGGAAAGAGAAAAUUAGUGAAUAAGUAACGAUGGUUACAAAUUUGACCUCUCACGACUCCAUUAUCACCGAUGUUGCGCUUGCGUCAACUCGCGUUAGUGACAAGGAGACAUGCAGCACAUCCAGACCAAUUAGCAACCAUUUCUUCAUUUAUCCUGAGUCGCUGACGUUCCAUUGCCCAACUGUAUAAAGCACUUGGUGCAUAAAUGGCCUGAGAUAGUCCAGAGUUGAAUUAUGGUAAAAAAACAAACAAACAAAAAAAAAAAAAACGUGACAUUCUCAAUCCUUUGACACUGACAUCUAAAAAAUGCCCAAUUCAUAUGUGAUAUUUAGCAGAAGGGUUUGCGCCACUGACAUUGGUAGAUUAGAGCCGUGUUAGAGGGCAUGAUCAAUGUGAACCGACUGUACUUUUUCAAUUGACACCUCUUCUUGAAAACAAAUUGCUAUACUGUUGAAGAUUCACACAUAUCCGCUGUUGUAGUCGCUGAUAAGCGGAAUGGCCGUUCAGUCUUCAAACUGAGUUGAAGUGGAACAGGCCUGCUUUGUUCUCUUUUUUCUAUGCAUAAAAGGGUGUACAAAUAAUUAAUUCUCCGCUUGGCUUUGCUUGCUUUACAAAACUUGCGUAAUGUGCACUGAAUGAUGUAAUCAUGAAUGAAUAGGCUUUAAGACACAGCAAAUGUUUGCAACGACGUGUUUUGUUUUUCCAUCCUCUUGCUUUGCCAUGUGCCAUUAUUACCAACAGAUGUAAUGUGUGCUGUCUGACUGAUUUAAAGUCUUUUAUUUAAUUCCUUUCUGUUCAUAUUGUUUCAAUAAAAUAAAAUAAAAAUCAUAAAAACA